AUGAGGGAGCACCCACGAAGCAAAUGCCCUGGUGAGAAGGAGGCCGCAGUGAGAGACCUGGAUUCUGAAGAGUGGAGAAAGUGGAUCAAUCCAGAAAUAGUCAUAUUCAAGUGCGGUCUGCGGCUCGAACACAUUGACAAGGUCAAGGUCGACGCCGUCAUGAAAAUUCUCAAGCAAUCUUUGAGUGAAAGCGGCUUCGCCAAAGUUCAGGGUGCUAUGAAGACCAACAAGUUUCUUGGGGAGAUUUGUGGCAAGGAAGCCAUAUUGAAUGAGCACAGCUACUUGUGA
Messenger RNA from Colletotrichum chrysophilum, 288 nucleotides. RefSeq lists its product as uncharacterized. Lineage: Eukaryota; Fungi; Ascomycota; Sordariomycetes; Glomerellales; Glomerellaceae. Bases 1 to 288 code for a protein of 95 amino acids. The transcript has 3 exons. The record is from RefSeq and is a predicted model, not a curated record.